Messenger RNA from Gasterosteus aculeatus aculeatus (three-spined stickleback), 1042 nucleotides. RefSeq names its product synthesis of cytochrome C oxidase 2 (gene sco2). The record is from RefSeq and is a predicted model, not a curated record. Gene Ontology annotation, molecular function: copper ion binding; copper chaperone activity. Gene Ontology annotation, biological process: mitochondrial respiratory chain complex IV assembly; intracellular copper ion homeostasis. NCBI's taxonomy places the organism in Eukaryota, Metazoa, Chordata, Actinopteri, Perciformes, Gasterosteidae. Gene Ontology annotation, cellular component: mitochondrial inner membrane.
UGCCGCAGUGCUUCCGGCUCCGCUCUCCGGUUGUGUGGAAUCAGCUGAACUGGGAUCAGCUUCAUGUCACGACGCUCCAUGUGUUUCUGUUACGUGUUUGACCACAGAAGCUGUCCGGAGACCGAAGGUAACGAGUCUCUAUGUUACUGAAGCUAAACCCGUUAGCUGUGUGCUAACGUUAGCGUCACGGCAGCAGGUCAAGGACUUUGAGUGGGAGCAUCAACAUGUUGGUGGUCCGCUGCAUUGUGGGUAACGUGCGUGGAGGAGGACUUCUGAAGACGUGGGUCCACCCCCAGCGCCCCCUGCGGCGCCUCCUCUCCCGGGCCCCCGGCCCUGCGCUGAGGACCCGGGUGGCAGGCAGCCUGCUGGUGGGCGGCGGCCUGCUGGCGGCCUGGUGGUGGGUGGACUCGGAGAAGCGGCAGCAGCAGCGCCGGCGGCGGGUGGAGCAGUUGAAGCAGGUGUCUCUGGGUCAGGGCGCCUUCAGCCUGUUGGACCACAGCGGGAGGCGCCGCACCAAGGCCGACUUCCUCGGCCGCUGGGUGCUGCUGUACUUCGGCUUCACACACUGCCCAGACAUCUGCCCCGAGGAGCUGGACAAGCUGUGCGGCGCCGUGGCGGCGCUGGACCAGGACGCCACGCUGCCGCCCGUCCAGCCCCUGUUUGUCACCGUGGACCCGGAGAGGGACGACCCGCCAGCACUGGCCCGCUACGUAAGGGACUUCCACCCUCGCCUGAUCGGGCUGACGGGCACGCCGGAGGAGGUGAAGCGAGCGGGGCGGGACUACCGGGUCUAUGCCAGCGCCGGGCCCAAGGACGAGGACGGGGACUACAUCGUGGACCACACCAUCCUCAUCUACCUGGUUAGCCCCGACGGGCUGUUCCUGGACUACUACAACCGCAUGAAGGACCAAGAUCAGAUCGUAGCCAGCGUCCGGAACCACAUCAAGAACUACGAGCCGCUGGACCCGGACUGCUAGGACCGUCACACGAUGUCUCUGGGAACUGAACUUUUCUGUUAUUAAAAUCUAUUUUAUCUAUUUAA